AUGAAGAUCACCGCUCUCGCCAUCACUGCGCUAGCCACCGUAGCAAGCGUCGCAUCCGCUGACGACUACCAGCCGGCUCUCCGAGCACUUGCCGCACAGGAGCCAACUGCACCCAUUGCCGACACACUUGCUUCCGACCCGACCAAGCAACAAUCCCCUUCUCCUGUGGAGGCUGCUGCUGCAGCUGCCAACACGGAGCAUGAUGUCGACGAUGACAGCAAGAAGGCCAAGGAGUGGUGGGGACGACCGGGAUGGGGACAUCGCUGGGGAGGCUAUGGAUGGGGGCGUCCCUGGGGUGGCUACGGUGGUGGCUGGGGUGGAUACGGUGGCGGCUGGGGACGGUAG
Peronospora matthiolae is the source of this 345-nucleotide messenger RNA. Lineage: Eukaryota; Oomycota; Peronosporomycetes; Peronosporales; Peronosporaceae. The record is from the annotation of a GenBank genome assembly.